This is a messenger RNA of Mytilus trossulus (common blue mussel), 2283 nucleotides long. Its product is annotated as serine/threonine-protein kinase TAO2-like. The transcript has a single exon. Gene Ontology annotation, biological process: signal transduction; protein phosphorylation. Gene Ontology annotation, cellular component: cytoplasm. Gene Ontology annotation, molecular function: protein kinase activity; ATP binding. The record is from RefSeq and is a predicted model, not a curated record. The coding region runs from base 38 to 2155 and encodes 705 amino acids. Lineage: Eukaryota; Metazoa; Mollusca; Bivalvia; Mytilida; Mytilidae.
UUUUCCUAUCAGGAAGUUUAAAUGAAGGAGAGGAAAUAUGGAGUUAUUUGAUAAAUUGGAAGGUCUUCUUAAAUCAUUAACCGGGAAAGUCUGUACCGAAAAGAAUAUUGAUCAAGCACUAGAGCUACUUGAUGCCAUCAAAGGCUAUACGAAAACUCAGGAAAAUAAAGGAAUCGUUCGUCGUGUCGACGUGAAUGAUCUAGAUAAAAAAUGGGCAGAGAUUGGGUCUGGACAUUUUGGAUGUGUAUAUACCAGCAGAUAUGGGGGAUCAAAGGUUGCUGUUAAAAUAUUUAAAGAAGAAUCAAAAUCACAAAUUCGAGAGGGAAAGAUACUGCAGGACUUGAGCCAUGAAAAUAUAAUAGCAUAUCGAGGAUAUGGGUAUAUAUCACAAACAAAAUCGCAAGAAAUGAAUAUACGAGUAAGUGACGGAAACACAAGUGAAAUAAUGUUUCUGGUUAUGGAGUAUAUAGAUCAAAACCUAUUAAAGUAUGUCGAUGGGAUGAGAGUUCAUGAAAGGAAAGGACUUCGCUACGAUAUGGUUUGGAAUAUUGGACAGCAGAUCAUUAGUGCAUUGAACUAUCUCCAUAACCUGAACAUCGCUCAUCGCGAUCUUAAACCGGAUAAUAUUCUUCUGGAGGUUGGCCCGAGGAGAGUCGUCGUAAAACUGGCAGACUUUGGUCUGGCAACACACGGUAAUGAAAUCAACACCAAUCCUCCACGAGAUAAGAGGAUGUCAUCGGGGAUGAGCGGGUCCAUAGCCAGUUCCAGCGUUGCACAUGUAAGAUGGGGUGCACCUGAAGUAUUAGGUCGUAAAUGGUCAUUGGAAGAUUAUAAAAAGGCGGACAUAUAUUGCUUCAAGAAUGUAUUGACAUUCAUGUUGAAUGGUGAACGACCUUAUGAUACAAUGUCGACGAAUACGCUUGCUGACUUUACAAAUCAGCAAGCAAGCAUUCCAUUUCCUCAUUUGCCUAAAACUCUAGCUGGUCCAUUGAAAAAUGUGAUUUCAAAGUGUCAUCAAGAGAUUCCAAAUUUGAGGCCAACAGCGGAAAUAAUUUUGAAAGAUUUCUUCAGUUUGGAAAAUAAUCCCUAUCUACUACCUACUGAUCCGAAGACCGAAGCCGAAUUCUUUAGUUGGGGCUUCAUGGAUAAGACUGAUAUAUUUGUUGCUGACUCGUGUACUGACAAAGAAGCGUCACAAAUCGGUUUCUAUGAAUCUGGAAUGAGACCAACUGGAUACGACCAUUCGGAUUUGAAAUGUCUCAUUGAAGUGGAAAAGGCUCCAUAUCGAGACAGACCAGAUGAGUGGUAUCUUGAGGAAGAUUAUAUAGAUAAUCUGGACGAAUUUAUGACAAUGGCAAGGAAAAAAGUAAUAGACAACAAUCCUACUGUAGCUUUGAAGGGAUUGGCAUUUGCAAGACCCGGUGAAGAAGAAAACCAACUAAUUGAAUUCAAAUUCAAAGAGUCUGAAUAUAUUCAUCAUAGGGCUAUGAGAAAGAUAUGGAUUGAUUUUUCAAAUCAGCAAAAGAUUGAGGAACUUCCCUCAAAGGCGGACGUGCAUCCAUAUUUUAGUAACACGUUUGGUCUGCAUGUUGCAGUCCUUACAAAUGAAGGUCCCGGUAAACCUCAAAAGUUUUUAUUUCCACGUCGUGUUCAAAGAGAAGGAAUGGCUGCGCCAGGAAAAUUCACUUGUGGAGCCGUCGAAAGUGCAUCUAAACCGGACUACAAGAUACACAACGGUGAAACGUAUGUUGACUUAGUCAAUACUGCAGCACGCGGACUGAAAGAGGAACUUGGGCUCGAACUUUCAGGAAGUGACUUAGAUGCUAUUUGUUUGACAACAGUUUACUUGAAAUUCGACACUCAUGAAUGGGGAUUAUGUGGUUUUGUAGAUUUAACAGAUGAAAGAAUAGAUGCAAAGCAUAGAAUAAGUGCCAAUAGUUUGAAAGAUAUAUUUAGCACUGGACCGAAAGACAAAUUUGAACACCAAACACUGACGUUUAUAGAUUUUGAUUUAAAAACAAUGGUUGAAUUCGUUUUCAAUAACCAUGAAAACUUCGCAAGCUCUGCAAAACUUGUAGUUGUGAAAGUUUUGCAAGCCUUCUAUGGGUGGCAACGAGUACAACAAGAGUUUGAAAUUAUGCGCCAUGGGAAAUAGAACUUUUGAUUUAAUUGUGUAUAUUUUAAUAUAUUUCGUUUCAAAGUAUACUCCAAUAUCUUUUAAAAUCUUUUAACACUCUCUCUGAUUUUAGUUGAAUAUUAAAUAAAAUAAAUUGUUAACUGUCA